UUGGAGUCCACGUAUAAAUGACUCAUCUCCACUGCUGACAGUCUGUCCAACAAAUUCAUAUUGAAUUAUUCCAAUGAGAUUGACAAUAGUGCAUCACGGUUACUUGGACACUGGCCAAAUUGAUCCUGUUGCGGUUUAUAUCAGUACCAUUCCGCUGGAGGCCUGUGUCCGAUUGGUGCGUUGCGUGGAGCGACUUUGUGGACGUGGAAAUGGGGUUGAAGAGGGGGAGCCUCAUCAACCCCUACGACGAAGAGGUGCACAAGAUCUUGAGGGACCAUCUGCAAGUGAGGAUGGUAUACUACCUGUACCGGUUAGUCCAAGUCCAGCAUCUACAUCAUCGCAGGAAGACUCCUGCAAACCACCAGCUAGAAACUGCUAUCGCCUCAUUGUACUUGGCAGUGCACGAGUUGGCAAAACUGCCAUUGUAGCACGAUUUCUAUCGAAUAAAUUCGAGGAGAGCUACACCCCAACGAUCGAGGAUUUCCACCGGAAACUGUACAGAAUUCGUGGUGAGGUGCACCAGUUGGAUUUAUUGGACACGAGUGGUAAUCAUCCCUUUCCCGCCAUGCGACGACUCUCUUUCCUGACUGGUGACCUAUUCGUGGUUGUAUUCAGUAUGGACAGCCGUGAAUCCUUCGAGGAAGCAAUUAGAUUACGUGAGGCAAUAUUGGAGACUAAAAUAAGUGCAAUACAGAGUGGAAAGACCAGAAGCAAAAGCCACCACAGCCUUAAGGUGCCGAUGGUCAUCGUUGGUAAUAAAUGCGAUCGUGAUAUAAAGGUCGUUACUGUUGAAGAGGCACAGCAGUACUGCACCAGUCAGGACGAGUGUUGUGUAUUUGUGGAGGUGUCAGCGAAACGUAACUAUCACGUUGAUGAACUUUUUUAUCAGCUCUUUGUUGUCGCUGGAUUGCCCCUUGAAAUGGCACCGAAUCAUCACAGAAAAGUGCCAUUAACAUUCGGAUCACCGACAAUGCUACCACCAUCUCAGGUACUUGUUUAA
Messenger RNA from Fopius arisanus, 1000 nucleotides. Its product is annotated as GTP-binding protein Rhes. NCBI's taxonomy places the organism in Eukaryota, Metazoa, Arthropoda, Insecta, Hymenoptera, Braconidae. Gene Ontology annotation, molecular function: GTP binding; GTPase activity; G-protein beta-subunit binding. Gene Ontology annotation, biological process: signal transduction. The record is from RefSeq and is a predicted model, not a curated record. Bases 74 to 1000 code for a protein of 308 amino acids. The transcript is spliced from 5 exons.